Messenger RNA from Hemisphaericaspora subhashii, 930 nucleotides. It is a transcript of the gene SSU81, whose product is annotated as osmosensor. Bases 1 to 930 code for a protein of 309 amino acids. NCBI's taxonomy places the organism in Eukaryota, Fungi, Ascomycota, Pichiomycetes, Serinales, Debaryomycetaceae. Gene Ontology annotation, biological process: regulation of actin filament polymerization. Gene Ontology annotation, molecular function: protein binding. The record is from RefSeq and is a predicted model, not a curated record. The transcript has a single exon.
AUGGGAUUUUCACUUUCAAAUUUUACAGGAGAUCCAUUUGCUUUCACAACAGUAUCAUUUGGUAUAUUAGCAUGGGUUAUAGCAUUAGGUGGUGCUGCUGCUUCAGAUCAAUCUAAAUUCCCUCGUUUUAGUUGGUGGGGGAUAGUUUAUGAAUUAUUGAUAAUUAUCGUCAUAUUUGUAUUAUAUUGUAAUAACAAUAUAGAACUAUAUAAGUUCAUGUUAGUAGGACUUGUUUCUAUUGCAUUUGCUUAUUCAACAAAUUCAAUCAAUUAUCUUAUUUAUGAAAAAUCAAGUGCAAAUUUAGCUUGUGCAGCUGGUAGUAUUUUAUUAUCAAUAUUAUUUAUCCUUUGGAUAAUGUAUUUUGGUGGACAUCCAGAAUCUCCAACUAACCAAUUCAUUGACUCUUUCGGUAUUAAAAACCAAUCAAGUCCUCAUGAAAAAUUAGCUACAAGAUCUACUUCAGGUCAUGCAAAUGGGUUAAUGAAGAAUGAUUAUAAUGAUGAAUCGGACAAUGAAUACCGUCGUUAUGUAUCACCAGUACAUCUCCCAGAUCAACAACAACCGGUAGCAUCCAUAACCGCAUCCGGAGGUGCUCCACCAGCUACUGCUGCAAAACAAUACAUGUCCUCAUCACAAUUGAAUGGACUUGAGAAAUCAGCAGACGCACAAUCAAGAGAUUUGACCAAGAAUACCAAUAAGAGAGAUACCAUCUAUACUGAAUCCGAAAGUGGAACCGGAAUAACGUUCAGAUAUAAAGCUAAAGCUUUAUAUAGUUAUGAUGCUAAUCCUGAAGAUAUUAAUGAAAUUUCCUUCACCAAGGAUGAAAUUUUAGAAGUUGAUGAUAUUGAUGGGAAAUGGUGGCAAGCUAGAAAAGCAAAUGGACAACUUGGUAUUUGUCCUUCAAAUUAUGUUAAAUUAUUGGAUGCUUAA